AUGGAGGAUAACAUUGAUGAACUAGAGAAUAACUUCAGACUCGACCCAGACUCAGAUUCAUUAGAGCAAGCUCAGGCUAAAUUUACAGACUUCAAGUCUAAUUUUGAGCAAUUGGCCAAGUACACGCACCAGAGUAGUAGUGAUUAUGGUAGAAGUGAUUCUGGGAACCAAAAGAGAAUCUGUGGCCUCAUUGAAAAAGAACUUCUUGAUAUAGUAAACCUCUAUUCUGAAGACAGAAAAGUCAAGAGUAAACAGAUAGAUAAACUAAAAAGAGAUAACAAAAAGCUAAAGGCUCUUGUAGCUGAUUUUAAACGAAAUUCCAGUAGAAGAAAUGCUAAUCAAAGUUUGGAGCCUGAUCUUGUAAAUAGAAUUGUCAAGCAAGAAGUUGCUAAGGUAAAUAAACAGUGCCUACAGGAGAAAGAUGCUCUAUCUUGAAGCUACUCUGAAGAACUUCAGAGGAGAGAUAGACAUAUCUCCAUUUUGAAGGAAUCAAUUCAUCACCAAGAAAAUGAAAUAAAACAUCUGAUAAACGUUAUUGGGAAUAGUGACCACUGACAGUGAAAAUAAAAUUCAACAUCGAGAUAAGAAGAUGAAGAGGAGAAUUAGGAAUAUGAAUAAGAUGUUCAAAGAUUUAGAUAAAGUCCUUCAUAAGAAAGUGGAGGUAGAAAUAGAAAAUUCAGAAGAAGAGCUGGAAGAUCUUAUGCAAGUUGAGUGUAGAAUUAGACAGCAUACUCCUGAUUGAGGAACUACCCAGAAAGAAACUCCUAACCAAACAGAUGCAAGUGAGCCACGAGGAGUUUUUAAAGGCUUAAUUACUCCGUACAAAGCUAAGGGAAACCACUAUAGAGACUACUUAGAUAACAAAAAUCUUUAUAAAAGCAAUACUGAGGAUAAUUCUGCUGAAUUAUUAUAUGGAAGAAAAAGAAUACAUGAAGGAAUUGGGCGUCCACAUUGGAGCGGAAUGAAGCAAAAUGCAUCUACAAGUAGAAUCUCUGCAUGACAAAGACUUGAUUGAGAAAAAGCAGAAGUAUUAAUGGAUAAUGGAUCAAGGCAUCUCGUUCAAAAAUAUGCUCAUAAUGAAGAAAGAAAUAUUUAGGAGAUCUGUAAAUUAUUUAGAAGAAGUUCAAUAUUAUGCAAGACACCAAGACGAUAGGAGUUCUUCUAAUUAUCUUACAUUUAAAGAAAGGGGGACAGAAUCUCGCUACCAAACGGACUCCCGCUCUUCCCGCCCAAAAGUAUUAACUAGUAAUGCUUCACAUCCAGUGACACCCAGGAUAACCUCAUAUAACACAAAACCUAGCCACACAAACAUCGAAAUAAAUUGAAUCUCUUUCAGAUAA
This is a messenger RNA of Moneuplotes crassus, 1340 nucleotides long. NCBI's taxonomy places the organism in Eukaryota, Ciliophora, Spirotrichea, Euplotida, Euplotidae. The record is from the annotation of a GenBank genome assembly.